This is a messenger RNA of Penaeus indicus, 537 nucleotides long. RefSeq names its product pro-resilin-like. NCBI's taxonomy places the organism in Eukaryota, Metazoa, Arthropoda, Malacostraca, Decapoda, Penaeidae. The transcript has 3 exons. Gene Ontology annotation, cellular component: extracellular matrix. The coding region runs from base 1 to 420 and encodes 139 amino acids. The record is from RefSeq and is a predicted model, not a curated record.
AUGUCUCUCAAGAUCGCCGUCAUCGCCUGCGUCGCCGUCCUGGCCUUCGCUGACCAGUCCCCUUACCCCGCCCCCCCUGCCUACGCUCCCCCCGCCCCCUACCACCCCCCACCCAAGGGCUACCCCGCCGAGCCCGAAUACCCUGAUGUUCCUCCCAAGUACAACUACAACUACGGUGUCGCCGACGGCUACUCCGGCGCCAACUUCGGCCAUACCGAGUCCCGCGACGGCUACAAGACCGAGGGCAGCUACACCGUGGACCUCCCCGACGGCCGCAAGCAGAUCGUCAAGUACGUGGACAACGGCGACGGUCUUGUAGCUGAGGUCACCUACGAGGGCGAGGCUCAGUACCCCGAGUACAAGCCCACCUACAAGCCCGCUCCCCCCGCCUACGGCCCCCCUCCCCCCGCCUACGCUUAAGAGCACCACCUCGUAGACUGGCGUUCAAGUCUUCGAUCAUCAUCCCUUAAGAGAAACAGAGAUUAUUUUGUUAUCUUAUUUAUUGUGCCAUCCAUAGAAUGUGCUAAUAAAUAUUUU